AUGGCUUUGAUGGCGAAGUUUUUAUGGGCGAUCUCUAGCAAACAAGACUGCCUUUGGGUUAGAUGGAUUAACUCCAUCUAUCUUAAGGAGCAAAUCAUUUGGAAUACUCCUAUUAAGCAAGAAAUGAGCUGGUAUUUUAAGAAGCUUCUGAGGCUUAGACAAGUUACUGAUGAAGCUUCUUUGAGGCAAGCUGAAAAGGGAGGUUUUAACUCUCAUCUGCUCACCAGAGAUCAUUUGAGCCGUUUCAUGCCUAUCCCUACUACUCUUUGCCUGGUUUGUGUCUCUGAAAAUGAAACUCACAGCCACCUAUUCAUGAACUGUAUCUUCUCUAGAAAAAUAUUUGGGGAAAUUAGUAGCUGGAUGGGCGUGUUUCAGUGGCCGAAUUCCUUCUUGGAGCUUCAGCAAUGGUGUUUGACAGCUGUUAGUGACCUGAAGAACCAAAUUAUUAAUGCUGUAAUAUCUGCAACAAUGUAUUUUGUUUGGAAAAAUCGGAACAAAUGUAUCUAUGAAUCUGUUUGUAGUACGGCUAGAAGUAUUAGCUUGGAAAUUAGGAAGGUUGUUAAAUGUAGAAUUUUGGGUCUCGGUCUUCAUAAACUUAGCAAAAGGGAUAGGUAUUUGCUUAAUGUUGUAGAGGGUUGGUAG
Humulus lupulus (European hop) is the source of this 642-nucleotide messenger RNA. RefSeq lists its product as uncharacterized. NCBI's taxonomy places the organism in Eukaryota, Viridiplantae, Streptophyta, Magnoliopsida, Rosales, Cannabaceae. The transcript is spliced from 2 exons. The record is from RefSeq and is a predicted model, not a curated record. Bases 1 to 642 code for a protein of 213 amino acids.